GUCUCUGAUUUGUGCUAGUCUCUGCUCGUUCUUCUUCUUGUAACAAUGUAUUCCGUUCAGUGCGCUGGUAGAUUCGUUGUCUUGUGUUUUUCUGCUUUGAUGGUUAGCCAAAUUGCUUAUUGUAAACCCAAUGGCGCCCCAAUUGAAGCUUGUGAAGACAUGUCCCCGCAGCAUUUCCUUAAGCCGCAAUCAGGCGUGUGUCCGUUCACUUCAAGGCUUGCUAAGGAUGAAAUGUGGUCGAACGGUACUAUCGAAGUGACAUUAGAACAUGACAGCGAAGAUUUCAAAGGAUUUUUGAUGAUGGCUUUUGACAGCACCAGUUCCGACAUGAAUCCCAUCGGUACUUUCAGUUCCGAUCUCAAGGGCAUGGGAAAGGCCAUUGACUGCAGAACCGAUGGUACAAAGAAUGCAGUGACCCACAAGGACAAGUCACCGAAGAGAUCGGUCGUUGCUACCUGGACUCCCCCUGAGGACUUCGAUGGCUCUGUUGUUUUCAUGGCUACCUUCGUCAAGUCGUUUGACAUGUUCUGGGUCAAGCAAUCGUCUUCCACCCUACGAGUUAAACGAGCUGAUCUGGGUAGUGAUGGCAGCAGUGGAAAGGGAGAGUCGUCUACCACUGAGCCACCUGUUGAAUCUACUACCGCCAAGAAGCCUUCUGCGAAAUCCGACAAAGAGGAUGGGUCAGAUACCACUACAACACGGACAACUACAGCCCAGCCAGAGAUUACAGAUGCUGCUUCGCCGAUUGGUAUCUUGGCUUUUUACAGCGUUAUAAUUAUCGGCGUUACCAUCGCUUUUAUAGCCUGAUAAUCUUGAAUCGAGCCCUUCACAUCCUCCAAGGUGUACAAGAUCUCUCAGUAAUUUCUUUUAAAUCCUUUGUUUCCCUCCCAUUUUAUUCAGCAUCUCUUUGUAAUAUAUUUUAUGAUUGGAGCUUUUCUGUUGUGGUGGUUCGAUCGUAGAAUUCGAAUGCAAAUAUACCUUCAUUAAGGUUAAA
Molecule: messenger RNA, 994 nt
Organism: Daphnia magna
Lineage: Eukaryota; Metazoa; Arthropoda; Branchiopoda; Diplostraca; Daphniidae
Product: putative defense protein 3
Exons: 6
Coding region: 46-807 (253 amino acids)
Molecular function (GO): oxidoreductase activity, acting on metal ions
Source: RefSeq, a predicted model, not a curated record